AUGACUUCUUCCAUGUCCUUCCGUGCACUCUCUUCUUCCUCCUAUUCUACUAAUACCUCUCCGUGGCUUUACGAUGCAUUCUUGAGUUUUAGAGGAGAAGAUACUCGCAAUACUUUUAUUGCCCAUCUCCAUCAUGCUUUGCUUCAAAAUGGCAUCCACACCUACAUAGAUGAGGAUGAGCUUCGAAGAGGUGAUGAAAUCUCACCUGCACUUCUCCAAGCCAUUGAAAAUUCACGUCUUUCAAUUAUCGUGCUCUCAGAAAACUAUGCAUCAUCUACUUGGUGCUUGGAUGAAUUGCUCAACAUUCUCAAUUAUGUGAAGAAGGUGCAGAGGUGGAAGGCAGCCCUACAAGAAGUGGCUAAUUUGGCUGGAUACGAGUUGGAAAAUGGGUAA
This is a messenger RNA of Carya illinoinensis, 393 nucleotides long. Its product is annotated as toll/interleukin-1 receptor-like protein. NCBI's taxonomy places the organism in Eukaryota, Viridiplantae, Streptophyta, Magnoliopsida, Fagales, Juglandaceae. The coding region runs from base 1 to 393 and encodes 130 amino acids. The record is from RefSeq and is a predicted model, not a curated record. The transcript has 2 exons. Gene Ontology annotation, biological process: signal transduction.